AUGUGGGGAUCAGUGGUUAUUCCGGAAGAAUGCCCAACAGACUCUCCAAACCUAGCCUUUAGGCGAGUAGGUAUUCUCACCUCCCAUCAUGGACUAAUCAACUUCUCUAUUACAGUCUUUGUUGAUGGAAUCCGUUUUGAGAUCAAUGUUAUGGAAGACAUUUUUGAGUCUAUAAAGCUCAUCCCUGUUCUGGCAUCUAACGAUUUUCAUUAUUCCAAUGGGAACUGGUGGGAUGAUGGAGUUCAAGAGGACGACUACGCAGCACAAUCGGAGGAAGACCUGAAUUCGCCGGUCUCGUCGACGGCGUAUUCCCACUAG
Lactuca saligna is the source of this 318-nucleotide messenger RNA. NCBI's taxonomy places the organism in Eukaryota, Viridiplantae, Streptophyta, Magnoliopsida, Asterales, Asteraceae. The record is from the annotation of a GenBank genome assembly.